UGAUACAACGUCAUCAUAGAGCACAGUAUUAGAAAAUUAGUGUAUGAUUUGUGCACCGUGAUUAUUCAUUAUUGUAAACUUAUUUUGUAUCAACAAUUCCCGUUACUUGAAUAUAUGUUUUGUACUUGAAAUAGUGUGCGAUUUUAUACUGGAAAUAUGUAUUACGAAGAGAGAAGUUCUUUGAACGUGAUUUGUAAUGAUAAUAAUGCAGUAGUCAUUGAUCUUCGAAGUGAUACUCUUACAAAACCAACCAAAAGGAUGAGGGAAGCAAUGUUUAAUGCUGAAGUUGGCGAUGAUGUUUAUGGAGAAGAUUCAACUGUUAAAAAGUUGGAAGAAAAAGCAGCAGAAAUGGUUGGAAUGGAAGAUGCAAUAUUUGUAUGUUCUGGAACUAUGGGAAAUUUAAUUGCUAUAAUGAAUCACUGCGACGUGAGAGGCAGCGAGGCAUACUGCGGUGACUCUGCCCAUUGUUUAUUACACGAACAAUGUGGUGCUUCUCAAAUCGCAGGUGUAAACCUUCGUCCAUUGCGGAAUAAUUCUGAUGGGACAUUUGACCUUUGUGAACUUGAAUCUCUACUUCGAAAAGACAGACAUCACGAGCCAAUUUCUAAAUUGGUUCUCGUGGAAAAUACAAUAGAUGGAAAAAUUGUUCCACAAAGUUGGAUCAUAGAAUUAGUAACUUUUUGUAAGAAACAUAAUUUGAAGUUGCAUAUGGAUGGAGCACGAUUGUGGAAUGCAUCUGUAGGAUCUGGAAAAUCUGCUAAACAAAUCGUUUCAGGUUUUGAUUCUGUGACUUUUUGUCUUAGCAAGGGUUUAGGUGCCCCUAUAGGAUCCCUUCUUUGUGGAAGCAAGGAAUUUGUUGCUAAAGCAAGAAGAGUGAGGAAAGUGCUAGGUGGUGGUAUGCGACAAGUUGGUAUUCUUGGCGCAGCCGGACUUGUAGCUCUUGAAGACACGAUUCCAAUUUUGAAAGAUGAUCACAGAAGAGCUUUGUAUUUUGCCUCUUCCAUAAAUGAUAUUCAGUCGACGAUAUUUACAGUCGAUUUAAAAACCGUACAAACAAACAUGGUUUUUGUACGCGUUGAUCCCGACCUUGUUUCUGCAACAGAUUUUGCUAAUCGCUUACGAAGUGUUUGUGAUGACAAUGACGAUGACAAGAUUAUUGUGAAAUGUUUGGCUCUAAACGAGUCAUUUGUUAGGUUCGUGUUCUUUCAUGAGAUUACGGAUAAUCAAUUAAUGCUGGCUAUCCGAAAGGUUAAAUAUGUUAUUGCAAAAUUAGACUCUAGGAUUUCAUUGUCAUAG
Molecule: messenger RNA, 1296 nt
Organism: Hylaeus anthracinus
Lineage: Eukaryota; Metazoa; Arthropoda; Insecta; Hymenoptera; Colletidae
Exons: 5
Coding region: 157-1296 (379 amino acids)
Biological process (GO): glycine biosynthetic process; L-threonine catabolic process
Cellular component (GO): cytosol
Molecular function (GO): L-allo-threonine aldolase activity
Source: RefSeq, a predicted model, not a curated record